AUGGCCAGCACUGGACGCGCCGUAUACCUCGAAGACAUCGACGGACCGUCGAAAAUAACGGCAGAUGCAGUGCAGAAGGCCCCGGACGUUGCAGAGUCCGGCGCCACUGUGGCACUCAAGGUGGAAGCAAAGGUGACGGUGGCAGAGGAGAAAGCGGCCAAGCCCACGACAGUGAAGAGGCAGAGGACCCUCAUGGACAUGUUCUCUGAUCCCGCGCCGAGCACUGGACCCGCGGCGAAAAAAAUCAAGCUCGCUGGGUCCGACACGACCGCGAGUGCUGGCACCGCGCUGACAUCCCAGGGAUCUCUGAACUCUAUUCCGUUCUCCCUGUCUGCAUUCCAAGAGCAGCUGUCUGAUGAGGAACGCAAGCUGCUCGCCCUCGAGUGCGAUACCAUGGGCAAGAGCUGGCUCAAGGUGCUCAAAGACGAAAUGCGUAAGGCCUAUUUCCUCAAAUUGAAGCAGUUCCUGUACGACGCCGGCGUCAAAGGUGCCAACGACAGCGCCCAAAACCUCAAAGUGUAUCCGGCGCCGAAGAACAUCUACGCAUGGUCGAAUCUUACACCCUUGGGCCGCGUCAAGGUCGUCAUCAUCGGGCAGGAUCCGUAUCACGGUCCCGGGCAAGCCCAUGGGUUGUGCUUCUCCGUGCCCCCUGGAGUGGCCGUACCGCCGUCCCUGCGCAACAUCUAUGCAGAAAUAAGGGCCGAGUACCCAGAAUUCGAGCCUCCUAAACACGGCAACCUUACGGCGUGGGCGGAGAACGGCGUGUUGCUCCUCAACACCUGCCUGACGGUCAAGGCCGGCGAGGCCGGCUCCCACUCCGGCAAGGGCUGGGAGACGUUCACGGACAAGGUCGUCGACGUCGUGGACAAGUUCGGCGGCGCCAAUCUCGCCAACGCGUCUGGCGCGAGCGGCCGCGGCCGCGGCAUCGUCUUUCUCGCCUGGGGGGCCUGGGCCGCCAAACGCGUCGCGAAGCUAGACAAGAAAAAGCACCUUAUUCUGACGAGUGCGCAUCCGUCGCCGCUGAGCGCGAGCAGGGGCUUCUUGGGGAACGGGCACUUCAAGAAGGCCAACGAUUGGCUGGAGCAGAAGUACGGCGAGGACGGCCGCGUGGAGUGGCACAAGUUGUGA
This is a messenger RNA of Postia placenta MAD-698-R-SB12, 1128 nucleotides long. RefSeq lists its product as hypothetical. The transcript is spliced from 8 exons. Gene Ontology annotation, molecular function: uracil DNA N-glycosylase activity. Gene Ontology annotation, cellular component: mitochondrion; nucleus. Lineage: Eukaryota; Fungi; Basidiomycota; Agaricomycetes; Polyporales; Adustoporiaceae. The coding region runs from base 1 to 1128 and encodes 375 amino acids. The record is from RefSeq and is a predicted model, not a curated record. Gene Ontology annotation, biological process: base-excision repair, AP site formation via deaminated base removal; base-excision repair.